GUGUCUGCGUAGCCGGGUACGGACAGUCUGGCAGGCAGGAGAUCCUGCAGCUGCUCCCACCACCGACGCUGCAGGCGAAGGAGACCCAGGGCUUGUGUCCAGAGAGAGAUUUCAAGGUGGAAUGUGGUGGAUUUUCAAACCGCCCGGUGUACAGCCUGAAAUAUGUGCCGGACACCAGCUUGCUGGUGACGAGUGGACCACCAGACAGCUCCCUCCAGGUCUGGCAGGUGUCAGCAGAGGACUCUGAUGUUAUUAAAUCUGUAAGUGCCAUACCUACCGAAAAUGGCACUGGGCAACCUUGGGCUAAAAUUGCAACCAUUUCGGCCAGAGCCCCGUGGGUCCUUCAUGGCUCAAGACUCGACAGCGUCCAAAUUACAGAGGUUGAAUCGAGGAAAAAUGUCUACGUGGCAGCCUCCGGAAACAGCGAGGAGCUCAGUGGCUUGGCGUUCCUGGAUUGCAACGCGUUUCUCCUCUGCUGUGCCAAGGGGCAGCUGUGCCUGGCUGACGUUCGGCAGCCGCGGAGUCCCUUGGAGGCUGCGUCCGUCCCCUCGGCGCUGUGUGGCGAGCGGUGGUGCAUGGGAGUCGGGCGCGGACCUCAAGGCUCUGACUCAAGCUCCCGGCCCGUAGCUCGCCUCUCGAGCGGAGGGCACCUCACCCUAACAGACCUAAGAAAAACCUCGGAGUCCUUGGCCUCAGCAAAGUGCAGAGUUCCCUCUCCCAGCUCCGGUGCGGAGUUCCUGUGUGUCUCCUGGGCUCCUGCUCUGGAAGGCUGCCUUGCCAUUUCGGGUUUUGAUGGAACUGUGCACGUCCAUGACGCGCGGAGCUGGGACAGCUCUGGCAGGGAAGCGGAGCCGAUCUUUGUUCACAAAGGCCACGCGUUCGGCGGACCGGGUAGCAGCGGAAGCCCUCCCCUGGUCACGGUACACACGUGGCAUCCACAGAAACCAAGAACUUUAUUGUCAGCAGCAAGCGACGGUUCCUUGCACGUUUGGGACUGGGUUCAGUCUUGUGGGAAGUGUGGGUAG
Pelecanus crispus (Dalmatian pelican) is the source of this 1025-nucleotide messenger RNA. The record is from RefSeq and is a predicted model, not a curated record. Lineage: Eukaryota; Metazoa; Chordata; Aves; Pelecaniformes; Pelecanidae.